This is a messenger RNA of Paramecium octaurelia, 503 nucleotides long. The record is from the annotation of a GenBank genome assembly. Lineage: Eukaryota; Ciliophora; Oligohymenophorea; Peniculida; Parameciidae.
AUGGAGAAGAGAUUUUAUAAGACAUGUUCAAAGCAUGCUUACUAUUAGUACAUCAAUAGAUUUGAUCCAAAAUUGUUAGCAACAUAUUAGACAGGAUAUUAUCAUGGAAUCGGUAGAUAGUAAGAUAUUGAAUCACAAUUAUGAAAGAGGGCUAUUCAAGACAUUGGUGUUAAGAUAGGCAGGAGAUAGCAUCGGAAUGGAAGAGGAUCACAGUUAUACUUAUAAGAUGCAUGUGAUGGCCAUGAAUCUUAUGUACAGAAGUGGCUGGGUUUUGUUUGCUUACAUUUUAAUUUGGAAUACUUUCUUAUUGGGAGAUCCUUGCUAAGUAUCACUCAAUCAAUAAUCAAUAGGUGUUUAAUACUUCGUAUUGGGAUUUGGCAUGCAAACCUUCAGGUGACAUGGAUUACAACACCAGAUAUGAAAUGUUGUAUGUCCAAGACAGAGUAUUAAGAUUCUGAUCUAAUAAUAUAUUAAUCAUAUACACAUAAUUAGUAUUAUAAAUA